AUGGGCGUCACCACCCGCAGACCGCUUCUACCAGCCCCUACAGAAUCCAUUGUCGACAGCUUUGGAAGCAGCGUCACAGGCACAGAUCUGGGAACUGACAUCUCUCGCCGCACAGACAAGACAUCGUACUCGAUUCCCGACGACGGGAGUCCCGUCACAAUUCCCACCCGUCGGAAGCACCGCUCCCGCGGUGAGGACUCCACCAAACUGUCGCGCUCGUCGCAUCACUCCCAGACCUCCCUGCUCAUCGAGUAUUUCGAGGGCGGGAAGGGUUCUGGGGGCUCUGGCGGUGCGAUAGUCUCCCGUCCCAGUGUCCGCGUCCGCGUCACUCCUUCGUCCGGGAAAAAGUCCAAGGAGCCGAGCGUGCACAUCACUGACUCUGCUGGAAAUCGGAGGCCGUCUUAUUCGCGACGCAUCUCCCUUGGAUCUCCGUCGAAGUCAAAGUCGGGUGGCGAUGACCUGAGUUACUCUUCUUCCGCGGACGAAAACCAGACACCCGGCCCCGUGGAGAUUGAGCUUCUGAAUCGCGAUCAAGGUAGUGAGCUCUCCACCUUGUCGCGCGACCGCAGAUACCUGCCGACCUCCGAGAUCUCCUCGAUGCCUGCGGAUAGCAUGCUCGAAGCUCCAUCAUCUGAUUCACGACAGAAACAUAGCCAAAGCCCAGAGCUCGAGGAAUCCGAUCCCAAAGAUUAUCUCAAAACGCCAACUCGACAGAGAAGCCGCAGUCUGAGUACGGAGAGAAUCGCCCAACGUGCUGCGGAGAAGGUCAGCAAUUACUCCCGUGACGCUUCGAGUAAACGCCGAGCAGGUAAAAGCCGCGGAAUCGCCACCGACUACCAAGAAGUUGAAGCCAAACCUCCACGGCAUCGAGGCUACACCAAGGAAGACGAUAUGGCGAGUCCCGAGUCGAGCUUGCUCAGUGCUUCCGCUGUUUCUUCACAUCGGCGCUCAGGGGAUCAAUACUCUUUUCGCUCCAACACAUCCAAGUCGUCUCUGAACAACCCAAAGCUUCUCGAAACCGUGGAAGAUGCCAUCCGAAGGUUAAUCCUACCAGAGCUGAAGGAGCUCAAGAAGGACCAGAAGGUUAUUACCAACACAUCCAAAUUUGAGCGCGACAUAAGUUCUUCCUAUUCUCCAGCAAGCUCUGAAUCCCGCGACGGCCUUGUAAGACGACUUUCUAAGCAUGCAAGUGCUCCGAAUGUGCGGAAGCCCAAGGUAAUCCUCAACCGCGACAGCCGGGAUGAAGGCAUUGUUCUUGCCGAUGAUUCUGUUUCGUCUCAUAAAGAGCGCAGAGCAAGCCGUGAUAGUGCGAUGACUUCGGAAUCGGGUUACAUCAAAGGUUUCCGACCUGAGCUGUCAGAACAAGACAUGGUGCGUCGACAAAAAAGCAAAGGGCUACGCGAUGCCGAAAAAGCUGGGAUUGUCGGUAGCCGUUUAACCUCCAACAACCUCAAGCAUCACGACUCGAACUCAAGCCUUGGCAAGUCCAAAUCGCCAACAGAUAGCGAGCCCAAAAACAUCAACGAGACCGAACUGGUGUUUCAGAAGCACAAUGUCGCUCAGAUGCCGUUCCGCAGUGCUCUUGAAUCGGAGAUGACUAGGGCUUCCAUUCUCUCGGACCAAACAGCCGAACCCGAGUCUCGAGACUCGCGGUAUGAUCUAGGACUCAAGCAUAGCAACAUGUCUAGCCACAACUUGUCAAUUCACAGCGCCUCAGAUCAUGGUCGCGAAUGGAGCCAUUCGCCGUCUGCCGAAGCUGCUGGUGCCAUUGCGGCGGCGGCGGCGGCUAAUUUGCUGGACACCCACUCUGGCUCUCGUGAACUCAAUUACGGCAGCAGACGUGGCCUCAGUCCGAUACAAAGCGUGGCUAGCAACCAGAGCGAAUCCCAUGUUAGGCGUGGCUCAACACAGCAUUUUCCGCAGGAGUACUCCGGAGACGAAAGAGAAAUGGAGCCGAAACUUUCGAUCGAAUCGCUCUCUUCUGCUCCUAGUACGAACCUUGCAAGAUCGAAACGAGAAGGAAUCACUGCUGAAAGCCAGGACGAGAUCUCACGAUACCAAAGCCAAACUGGCCCAGAUCUUGGUUACGAGGAAUCAUCUGUACUUUCUAGCCAGGCGCUGAAAGACAACCCCUGGCAUGAAGAAUCAGAAAACGGAACCUACCGCCACUCGCUGACGGAAACUGCAAGCAUCGACCCCAAGCACAUGACCAACUAUGCAGACGGUAGCGAAAGUGAUUUCAUCGAAAAGGCGAACCAAGGUCGCCCGGUCGCCGAAGGUGCCGGUGUGAACCCUCGGUUUGUUCACCCUGCGGCCGUUGAGUCGGCUGUUGCUUCAGUCCUGGACCCUUCGAUUCUGGACACAAAGUCUAACCAAUCUGGUGGAAGCCACUCACAGUCCAACACUUUUGUGCAGGGGGAAACUGGCAGUACGAGAUCUUUUGGUCAGCUAAACCAGUCAUCUCCAACUUCUCGCCAGGGAAGCCCUCUCAAGCAGCAACACAAUGUUUCUUCAAGCCCUGACGCAACCUCUUUCCCAAGGCGAAUGGGCGUCACGUCCCCGCCUCAGAGCGUUACACAAUCCAUAGACGACCUAACCGAGCCUGUGGAAUUACACCCUGAUGAGCAUGGCGACAGUUUUCUACCACAUGACCGUGAACUAAGCCCGGAAACAGAAUCCGAAAUCAACACGAACCCGUCGAUUAUCCAGGGUCCCGCAGCAGGUGUUGGCCAUGACAGUACCUGGCCCUACAACACAUCAUCAGGAAAGAGCGGCCACUCACCUCUUCUCGACAACGUUGCUACUGCUGCUGCCGCAGGCGGUGGUCUCGGCUUGGCUUCCUCCAGACAGGAAUAUGGUCAUGACUACUAUCCCGAAGAUGAUUAUGCCGAUGCCUACCAGGACCAGCAGUACGCAAAUGAACCAGCUUUUGGAACGCCUCCUGGUGCCAAGGACGAAGGCUACGUAUCGGCCGCUAACCCUAUCUCCCCAAGCCCUCAACCCGGAACGAAGGGACUCGGCGGGAUUGAUACCAAUGGGCUUAGCCUUUUCGACAGCCCUGGGGAUGACCCAUUUGAACCAUCACACCAACGGCACUUCAGCGGCUACUCUCAUGGAGUUGGGUCGCCUUUGUAUGAUAGCGCGACAGGGCGGGGUAUUGAGCGAAUCCAGUCCAAGGAUAUCGUUGCACUCAUGGAUCAUCUCACGGUUCGCGACGCUCAGCGUAAUGCUCGAGACACGGAGAUCCUUGUGACUCUGGUUAGAAGUGCUGCUGAGAUGCGCAAUUCUUUCGAGGAGAUGAAGAAAUUCAUCGCCCAGCAAGAUGGGAUGCUGCUAGAUCUCAACGAGCGACAACAUGAGCGCACGUACAAAGCCAUCGGCGGGCCGCGCCCGCUACCAGGUAGUGGCAGUAGAACACGUCAGGCUUCUGUGGACGAUGGGGAAGAUUCGCCAGCGAAACGUAAGAACCUAUUCAAGCGUGCGCUGAAGGGCUUGAGUCUCAAGUCUGGCAAUGACCUGUCAAGAAUUGAGGAUAUGUUGGAACAACUUCUUGACGACAUGGAAGCUCUGCGGUCCAGUCAAAAUGACAUGAUGCGAAGCCGAGGCCCACCCAGUGCUGACCUUGAUGGCUACGAACCUGAGGGCCUCGCGGGAACAUCUUCUCAAGGAGACAACUCUGGCUUCCUUUCCAACUCAUCUCGGGCUGUUCCCGAACCACGUGGAACAGGGUUGCGGAGAGAUACCGAAAACCGUGUUAGCACUGUUCCAGAAGCCGAUGAGGAUGAGCUUGACGAGCGUGGCGAGUUCCUGAGCCCGCAGCUACCAUUGCAAGAGAAUGUGGAACCCCAACGGGAGAGAGCCGGGUCUGCACCCGUUUCGACACCUCCGCGUGGAGCAGUUGCCUCAGGGGCUCUCAGUAACAGCAACGAGACGACACCAAAGGGAAAUGACAAAGCGCGAAAACACAAGUCAAGCAGCUCGUCUUUCUUCCCCAAGAUCUCCCGCUGGUCAAGGACCACGGCGUCCUCCAUGGGAGACAACAUCCGCAAUAGCAUGCAAACUGGCCGGAAAGAGCGCGUAUCUUUCGACACUUCCCGUUCUGGGUCCGACCUGGCGCAUGGGCCUUACAAGGCGGCUGACUACUACGAUCCUCAAGGUGACGAUAGGCUCCGCUCAAACUACACACUCAACGAUGAAGGAUCGCCGCAGCAGGAAAACCGGCCUCCCUCGCCCUUGGUGCCGUCUCAAGUCUCCGAGGCUCCCAAAUAUCGAGCGCACCGGGACAGUCUGGACAUGCAACACCCCCAACCCCGCCAGGGCCCUACUGGUCGCUAUCAGUCCCAGUUAGAGUCACAGGCGCAGAUCUAUGGGGUAUCUGGCAACCACUCAGGCCAGUGGGGCUCAAACCCUAGUUUCUCAGCUAUCAAUGGGAACCGACGGUCCAGUGGCGGAAGCCGCCUCUCUCCCAUAUCUGAUGCAGGCUACUCAGAAGCUAGCGGACGUUCCUCACGCCAAGGACCUCCGCGGCCACCAAAAAUCAAGGACGAAGGACCACUCUUCCCCGAAAGGCCACCUAAGAUUAAGGAAGGCGAGGAGCAGUCGUAUGCGGACCGCGUUGUGUCACGGAGCUCUGCGAUGCAGUCUCCUGGACGCAGCACGCCGCCAGCCCGCAAGCCGACUGGACCUCGUCCUUUGAAUUCCAACAGCCAAUACAACAGCCCUAACAGGAGAAGGCGAAACUACCGCGACAGCCCUGAACAUGUUGAUGACGAGCACGACUACUAA
Molecule: messenger RNA, 4785 nt
Organism: Aspergillus mulundensis
Lineage: Eukaryota; Fungi; Ascomycota; Eurotiomycetes; Eurotiales; Aspergillaceae
Exons: 3
Coding region: 1-4785 (1594 amino acids)
Source: RefSeq, a predicted model, not a curated record